AUGGCGAGGCUUCAGGAACACAACAACUUUCUUUCGUCCAAGGUGGACGAAACCCAGCAGCUGCUUCACCAGCAGCAACCGCGGAACAUCCAGACAACUCGCUCCUCCGAGAGCUUGCAGACCCCCUGUGGGAAGAACAAACGCGGGAAGGUAGCGAAGGCAACGCCCACACCUUCCAGAGAGCUAGUAGUUCCGGCACCAAAGGAUCAGCCGCACAUCCCCAGGAAAGUCUACUCCGAUUGCCGACAUAGGCUAAACGAUCGGGAACGUCGCGCUAACGAUCGGGAGGCAGAGAGAGAGAGGUCUCCGAUCGGUAUUGGCGCUCGAAUAAGGGACUCACGGAUGAAAAUCCUAGGAGACAAGUCGCCUAUUCGGAAGGUCAGAGGACUAGAUCCUACCGAGUCGUCGGAAUCCGAGUACAUCCCUACCAAGACACACACUUCCACCUACCGUUCGGCAACACCUUCACGGUGUGCGGGAGAUAAUUCACUGGGCCUACAACGACAAUCGGAAGAUUACGGCGCCGAAGAAAUCCCUAGCCGAGACCCCAUUGUCCGACUCCUUUUUCAGAAAGUCCAGAAGAUGGAAAACGACAACGCUCGCUCCCAAGAACCGGAAUGGGGAAAGCUUCGACCUGGACCAUUCACCAGGCGCAUCCGGGAUUCUCGGCAGGACAGGGAGGUGCAGCAACUGCGUAUACCGUUCUAUACGGGAACGGAGGACCCCCUAACACACCUCCACUCAUUUCAGUCCGCCAUCGGAUGCAAAGGCCUGAGCGAUGAAGGGCAGUGCCUGCUAUUCCCGUCCUCCCUUACCGGGGCGUCCCUGAACUGGUUCUACCGGUUGGAGCCGGAAACGGUAGCCUCCUUCGACGAGCUGAAGCAGAUUUUCCUCAACCACUUCAUGAUCCAAACGGACCGUCUCUACUCCGCCGAUGAUCUGUACACGAUUCGGCAAAGAGAGGACGAACCGUUGAGAGAAUACGCGGCGCGCUUUAGUCAUGAGUACUCAAGGUGUCCAGAAACAGAUGAUAGGGCAGCCUACGGCGCCUUUAAGAGCGGCCUUCAGUCCUCGCAUUUCCGAUACCUAGUACACAGCAGCAACUGGCGCACGUACAACGAACUGAUGAAGCAGGCGGCAAUCCACGCAAAGGCCGAAUACUUCAACUCGAAACCCACGAUUUCGGCACCACGAGGAGAUGCGGAACCAAGUGCCUAUCCUGCAAAGGCGCCACCCUACGAGCGAGUCGACACCUUCUCGGCGGGUCAUAAGAGGAAAGACGACCGCGCCGAUCGAAGGGAGCACUCGAAGAAAGGAAUCGUGAUCACGGCAGCGAGAUCUUCACCCUACUGA
Prunus persica (peach) is the source of this 1353-nucleotide messenger RNA. RefSeq lists its product as uncharacterized. The record is from RefSeq and is a predicted model, not a curated record. Lineage: Eukaryota; Viridiplantae; Streptophyta; Magnoliopsida; Rosales; Rosaceae. The transcript has a single exon. Bases 1 to 1353 code for a protein of 450 amino acids.